Phlebotomus papatasi is the source of this 11155-nucleotide messenger RNA. RefSeq names its product bifunctional heparan sulfate N-deacetylase/N-sulfotransferase (gene sfl). The record is from RefSeq and is a predicted model, not a curated record. Gene Ontology annotation, molecular function: heparan sulfate N-sulfotransferase activity; deacetylase activity. The transcript has 7 exons. The coding region runs from base 1725 to 4511 and encodes 928 amino acids. Lineage: Eukaryota; Metazoa; Arthropoda; Insecta; Diptera; Psychodidae. Gene Ontology annotation, cellular component: Golgi apparatus.
GUGCUCGUGCAUCAUUCGGUAUCAGACUGUCACGGGGAAAUGUCAAAAAUUCUGUGACUGGUGCGGUGUGCGAAAAGAUUCUUUAGCAUUUUACACAGAUACACCGCGAUGUGAAAUGGUGAAAAGUGAUAGGAAAACCGAGUGAUGGUGUUCAAUGUGCCAAUUGUACGGUUGAAAUGAUAAAUCUCCCGGCGAUUGUCGCAAAAAUGUGACUUUUUUCACGCACUGACAGCUGCUUCGGUGUAUGUUUAUCAGUGGAAUAAAAUCAAAGUGAACUCGAUACAAAUUUUUGCUGUUUUUCAGUGAAUAACAAAAAAACAUUCCGCGAAAAAUGAACUUUUUCCCGAGAAAAGUGUUGUGCUCAAUGGGUUGAUAAGAAAGCAAUCGAUAUAGUGUGGUGUUGAUGCCUAAGAAGAAGGCAGAAGUGUGUUCCGGUGUUGCUGGAAAUUUUCCAUAGAUACAGGACAGGGGGCUUCCUUUGUGUGUGCCUCCGGAAAGAAGAUCUUCAGGCCAAGGCCAAUCUCUUUUCCUUGUCCCGCCAAAUCCCGGUGGUGUGGGUGCAACAAGGACAGCCGAAGGGGUUCGUGGAAGGCAGAGAAGUACACAGCAACAGAAAAAGCAGAUAGAGUGAAUGAAAAUGAGAUUCAGGUGAAGUGCUUUGGAGGAGGACGUCAUAUAGGUGGCAAGAGGCUACACUUAUCCUCUAGAAAGAUUAUGAUAGAAGUUGCAAUGCAAAAUGUGGACACUGUGUGUCUCAUGUCGUGAAUGUUUUGAAAUAUGGAAACAUAGUAAAUGGCGAAGGAAAAAUCAAUGCCAAUGUGGGAUUUUUUGCAAAGAAGACUAAAGUGUGAAGUGUAUACCGUGAAAGAUGGAUCAGGAAGAAUGGACGGAAAAUUAGUGGUGAGAAAUUGUAAUUUACAGUGAAAAGAGUUGAAUGAGGGGGAAGAUUGAAAGAGAGAAGGGUGAGAAAAAAAAUUGAACUCAAUUGUGCCAUUGGAACCUAUAUUAUAUAUAUAUUGAUUAUUUGAAUCGAUAAAUUGUGGCAUUUCUAUCCGGUUGAGGUUGGAAAAUGAGAAAAUUCACUAUAUACUGGAUUGAUAUUCCAUGUCAUCCCCUGAAUAACAACGGAUGCAUCAUUUUUCCCGUAUUGUUGUUGGGGUGAUUAAAACCGGGCACCUUUUCAUUCUCGUUUUUUUUUUGUUGCUGAUCACAAUUGAAAAUUUUACACAUGCAAGCUUAAAAUGUGUAGAUAAAUUUUAACACUAUUUAUGGUAAUAAAAAAAGCCAAUGGACAUAUUUUGGGGCGUAGUAACAAAAAUUAACACAUAAUUCCAGUGAAAUAUUAAAUAGUGUUGAAAGUAGUUAAAUUUCAAGUUUAUAUUUCGCGUGAGCCACAUGGGAAUAAUAGCACAAUGAGAAGAAAUUAAAGUGGCAUAAUUACCCGUUAAAAAGCAAAAAUCAACAAAAAAAAAACACAAGUAAUUAAAAUUUUAAGUGAAAAAUACAAGUGAGAAAUGGACUUAUGGACAUUGAAAAAUAUUCGUAAAAAUUCAAUUAAUGUUGAUGGAGAGUAUCACGAAAAAUAAUCAAGUUAAAAUCUAACUGUCUGUGAAUCACGUAAUAUUGAAAUUGUUAUCACACUAACACUGGACAUUUAGAGUGUGCAUUAAAGUGAAAAUUACAAAGAGAAGUGUGAGGUUGUGUAAGAAAAUUUCUGAAGGAAGAUGACUGGUUUGGAGACUACACCGCUAUGGAAGCCAUCUGGUUCACCACAAUCGGAGAAUUGCAUUGAAAAUGGUCAUGUGAUCCGAAGUCCGAUACAAUCAUCAAAUGGUGGCUUUAUCACUAGUAACAAUGGAGGAGGUGGAGGUGGAAAUGUGGUCAUGAAGUGCACAUUGUACCUGUUGAAGAGCGUCAAUUUUCGAAGAUGUGUCGCCGCUCUUGUUCUAGUCACCGUCUUACUAAUCUGCUAUUACACAAGUGUUGUCAAUUCACCAUUUCCAAAUUUCAUUCAUCGUGACACCAGGCCAUCUCCGUUAGUGAAUUGCCGAAUGAUAAACGGAAAGGUUCCGCUGGAAGGUUCUACGGCGCCUGAUCAUCGUUCAGAGGCGAGACUCCGUAUCGAUCCUAAAGUACUUGUAUUUGUGGAGACCACGUACUCGAGGUUGGGUCGUGACAUAGCAGAAUUGCUUGUCUACAAUCGAAUCAAGUACAAAAUAGAAGUGGCUGGUAAAAGUCUUCCGGUGUUGACGAAUUUGGACAAGGGUCGCUAUGGGGUGAUAGUGUUUGAGAAUUUUGAUAAAUAUUUGCAUAUGGACAAGUGGAAUCGUGAAUUACUGGAUAAAUACUGUCGGGAGUAUUCGGUGGGAAUUGUGGGAUUCAUUAGUGCCAGUGAGGAGACACUUGUAGGUGCACAAUUACGUGGUUUUCCCAUUUAUAUCCAUACAAAUCUUCGACUCAGGGAUGCCAGUUUAAAUCCCCUUUCGCCAAUUUUGCGGUUAACGCGAGCCGGUGAUACGGCUUGGGGUGCUCUACCUGGGUCAGAUUGGGCAGUCUUCCAGCACAAUCACAGUACGUAUGAGCCAUUGGAAUGGGCUCAGAGGAAUACCCUGGACUACCCAACGGAUGGCAUUGUGCAGCCACCGUUGGCGACUGUGGUGCAGGAUCAUGGGAAAUUCGAUGGGAUUCAGAGGGUGCUGUUUGGGGCUAGUUUGCGUUUCUGGCUCCAUCGGUUACUCUUUCUGGAUGCCCUCUCGUACCUGAGUCAUGGGCAGCUGAGUCUGAGUCUCAAUCGGAUGCUGCUUGUGGACAUUGAUGAUAUUUUUGUGGGUGAACGUGGGACACGUCUGAAGCCGGAUGAUGUCCAAGCCCUCAUUGUCACGCAGAAACGUCUGGCUAGCCUCGUGCCGGGUUUCAAGUUUAAUUUGGGCUUUUCGGGAAAAUAUUUUCAUCAUGGAAAUCAUGAUGAGAAUCUCGGUGAUGAUAUGUUGUUGCGCAAUGUAGAUCAAUUUAAUUGGUUUUCUCACAUGUGGAAUCAUCAACAACCCCAUCUCUAUGAUAAUCUCACAAAUCUCGUUAGUGAUAUGAUGCUUAACAAAGAAUUUGCCCGUGAUAAAGGUAUUCCCGUGGAUUCGGGCUAUUCCGUCAGUCCGCAUCAUUCGGGCGUCUAUCCAGCCCAUGAACUCCUGUAUAUGGCCUGGAAGAAGGUCUGGGACAUCAAAGUGACAUCCACUGAAGAGUAUCCCCAUCUAAGACCAGCAAGACUGAGACGUGGAUUUAUCCAUAGGAAUAUUAUGGUUCUACCGAGGCAAACUUGCGGCCUCUUUACACACACCAUGUACAUCGAUCGCUACCCUGGUGGUCGGGAGAAGCUUGAUGAAUCCAUCCAGGGUGGUGAACUCUUCCAAACCAUUGUCUACAAUCCCAUUAAUAUCUUCAUGACGCACAUGUCAAAUUAUGGCAGUGAUCGUUUGGCAUUGUAUACAUUUGAAUCCGUGAUAAAGUUCCUGCAAUGCUGGACAAAUUUGAAAUUAACCUCAGCACCGCCACUGCAACUGGGUGAAACAUAUUUCAAACUCCAUCCAGAUGAAGUGGAUCCUGUUUGGGGUAAUCCAUGCGAUGAUGUGCGUCAUAUAAAGAUUUGGUCAAGGAAUAAGAGUUGUGAGAGUUUACCGCGUUUUCUGGUGAUUGGACCACAGAAAACGGGUACAACAGCUCUCUAUACCUUCCUCAGUAUGCAUCCCAGUAUAGCCAGUAAUCUGCCGAAUCCGGAUACCUUUGAGGAGAUACAAUUCUUCAAUGGGAUCAACUACUACAGGGGCCUAGAUUGGUAUAUGAAUUUCUUCCCAGUGCAGAGCAAUGGCUCAGCAAAGUACAUGUUUGAGAAAUCAGCGACCUAUUUUGAUGGGGAUUUUGUGCCGAAGAGAGCUCAUGCUCUCCUGCCUAAGGCAAAAAUUAUCAUGAUCCUGAUAUCACCAGCAAAACGUGCCUAUUCCUGGUAUGAGCACAUUAAGGCGCACGGUGAUUUAAUUGCCAACAAUCACACUUUCUAUCAGGUGAUAACAGCAAGCGAUUCAGCUCCUCGGGCACUCAAGGACCUGAGAAAUCGCUGUCUGAAUCCAGGAAAAUAUGCUCAGCAUAUGGAACGAUGGUUGGCCUAUUAUUCAGCUCAGCAGUUGCACAUAAUCGAUGGGGAGCAACUAAAAUCGAAUCCUGUGGAGGUGAUGAUGGAACUUCAGAGAUUUCUCAAGAUAACACCCACCUUUGACUACUCCAGCCACUUGCGCUACGACGCCAAGAAGGGCUUCUACUGCCAGGUCGUGGGUGAGACACGAAAUAAGUGUCUGGGAAAGUCCAAGGGUCGCCAGUAUCCGCCCAUGGAUGAAAGGAGUCAGAAGAUUCUCCAGAGAUACUACUUGAGCCACAAUACAGCUUUGGUGAAAUUGCUGAAGAAAUUGGGUUCUCGUCCUGUUCCGCAGUGGCUCAAAGAUGAUCUCUCCACGACAUCAUAACAUGCAGAGAAUCCCGCAGUGGGACGACAAAUCUCCUGCCCGGGAAAUAUUGAGCAGCAGAGAGCCUAAUUGGAAGAAUUAAUUUCUUUCAACUACAAUUGUUGUAUUUAUUGAUGCUGGAAGGAGGGAAGGGGGAGGGACUAGGGGGUAUAUAUUAUAUCUCCAUGUUUAGCUUAAUUUUAAACUUUUUCUAAUCACACCGACAGAAGUAUUUAAUUUGCUACUAUUACUUAAUUUUAUUCUUACGGGUAAGAUGAUGCAAAAGUUCAUUCUUUUUUUUUUAAUGUCAAAUUGUAUUUCUUCCAUUUGGCUCGAUUUUAUCCAUUUAAAUUUAUUUUCCAGUGAAAUAAAAAAAAAAAAACAGUGAGAGUCAAAGGAUGAAAAAAAAUCCAGGAAGAAUUGAUUGAGAAAGAGAAGAAAGAAAAUUGACUUUGGGCAAAAGGGAGGACGAGAAAAAGUGGGAGAUGAGGAAUUCACCGUCCAUCUGUCUAUUUUCCGUCCUGCUGAGUUCUCCAGCAAAAUCUCUCAAUUGCCUCAGCUUAAUCCAUGCAAAUGCAUUUUAAACCAAUAUUCUUUGUGGGUCUAUUCUUUUUUCCACAUUUUGUGUUUAUUAAAAAGAAAAUCUAGAAGAGAUAAUCUCUUAAGCAUUACCCUCUAUAAAAUGACAAUUGAAAAUAUUUCUACUGAAAGUUUGAAGAGAUUUUUGAAGUUGAGAAAAAAAAUAGCGGGUUUUCUCUGGAGAAAAAAAAAAGAAAAGCGAAUCACUUGGAAUUUUCUUAAGAUGCUGAUGGAAAAACUAAAAUGCGAUUUUACGAAAAUCUGGGGCAGAUGCAGAUAUACUUCUCCCACAGAUUUAGCGCUGAAAUGUAUCUAUUGUAUCGUAUUUCUGCAAAAUAAUUUCACUGAUUUCCAAUUGGUCGAUCCGGAAGCCAAUAAGAAAAAUGUCACAAUGGUGGACAAAUCUGGCAACACUAAUAAAUGUCGCCAAGAUUCUUUUGAAUUUUUAAUAGAAUUUUGAAUUUAAUUACAUUCUUUAGAACGUUAUUGUUGUAGAUUUUCACAAGACCUUUCAUUUGCGCCAUUGAAAAUGAUUUUCUGACAGUUAGAAGGGAAGCUAUGGCCAUUUUAAGAUUUAUUUUUGAAAACCCUAUAUCUUCGAUCAGGGAAAUUGAAGGUACCCUAUAACCAACGGCCGCAGCGAUUCCACUGGAUUUCCAGCAGCCUUUUCUGCCAUGUCCGCUGAUUUUACCGCUCAAAAUCCGCGUAAGCUUCCGAGAUGGAAUUUGACGCUAAAUUUCUUCCUAGCGUUCCAUGGACGUUUGCGGAACUCUGUAUAGGACCGUCUAAUAAGAAAUGUCCGCGAGUUUCCAUGGACUUUUCUCUGGCGAAUAUUUCCACGGCUUUUCUUAUGGAUUACACUAUGCAACACGGUUUUUGUCUCAGAGGUCUCACAUGGUACGUUUGAUAGAGUCGAGUCCCCUGAUCAAGAAUAUGGUUUUGGUUUUGUUCAAUCACGUCUCAAUUUUUUUAAUUUAAUAGUUUAAUAUUUUUUCUGCUUUGCCUUACAUUAUCCGUUCUAUCUCAGGUACUCGUGGACGGAACUUAAAAAAUGUGGGUCCGUUGGAAAGGUCAUUAGUUGUGCUUCAACUUUGCUAAUAACAAAAAACUUUGUAAAACCAUUCCUUCAGGGUGGAAAAUUAGAGUUUCUCUAAAAAUUACCAAAACAAUGGUCUUAAAAUGAGGUUUUAAAAAUUUAUAUAAAAUAAACUAAACAAAAUAUUAAAAAUCCUUUGACACCAGACGAUAGGCACCACUUAGGACUACAAAUUCUCAUCUAAGACAUCGCGCUCCGAUCACUCUAAAUGCCUCAUUUGUUGGUUUUCAUCAUUUUCCAAAAAUAUAAAAUCCCUAAUUUCAGCAAUUUUUUGAAUUUUUGAACAAUUUUUAAGUUCCGUCCACCAGAACCUGAGAUAGAACGGAUAAAGUAAGGCAAAGCAGAAAAAAUAUUAAACUAUUAAUUUAAAAAAAAAUUGAGACGUGAUUGAGCUAAACCAAAACCAUAUUCUUAAUCAGGGGACUCGACGCUAUCAAACGUACCAUGUGGGACCUCUGAGACAGAAAAAAGUUGUCAAUUUGUUGCAGAGUGUUAUUAGCGUAUAAUCGGCAGUCAGCCCUUUAAAAAUUUGGAAAAAUCCUCUUUAUUUCCAUGAAAUUCUCCGUGGAAAUUUCCAUGCAACGGCCUUAGAGGCUUUCGUGGUUUAAUAUUACGGAAUUCCAUAACUUUUCCAGUGGAUUUUUUUAUAUUUUUCUUCAAAAUAAUUCCAAAAAUUGAUUAAAAAAUUCGUGGAACUUUCAUAGAGAAUUUCCAGAAAAAAAAAAACAUCCACAAAUAUGGACGAUCAGUGCCAAUUGGCAGCUUAGAACUUGGAGAGCGUUCAUCAAUCAGACGAACACUCAAAUUUUGAAUCAAUUUCCAGGGAAUGCUCUCAGAUAUGUUGCAAGGAAAUUCCUCGGACUUUUUUCCAGGAAAUCCACGCAAAAAAAAGCUGAUAACUCCGCAGAAUUCAAAGCGGAAUAUUAGCAUUCAUUUCCACGGAAACUCUCGCGGAAAAAUAGAAGACAAAUUCCAGGGAAUUUUCUGUUAUUGUGAAACUUUGCGGCCGAUCGGCUACAGGGUUUCAACAGAUGUUUGCCAGAAAACACUGAACUAUUGAAUAAAAACAAUAGGGUGGAAUCACCAGUUCUCGCCAUUGCCCCACUUCUCGCCACUUACAUUGAAAUCGCUAUUUUUCGCAAUUUAUGAAAUAAAUGAGUCGCAAUUUUUUUGUAUUGUUUCUGCUUCUACGCAUAGAAUCGAAAAAUAAUAAUUAUUCGUUUUGGAUUCACGAUUUUGAUCACUUUUUAGAGCAAUAUUUUAAGCAAGUGCAUCGAAUCCAACAUCUCUUACCAAAUGUACUAAGUGUCGUCAAAUUUUCAUCAGGCCAAAAAUACCUAUUUGGGUAAAUAAUUUGUCUAUUGAAUAUUUAAUUGCACUUGUGGAAUACAUAAAAUUUGUAUUUAGUCACUUAAUAUUUCAUUUUAUAUUAUUUUUGUAUAAAAAUGAGGCAUGGCGAGAAGUGGUAAUAUUCUGGAAUUGAUUUUACCACCUGUCGCCAUAUAUUUUCAAUAGGCGACGCUAACUUCACUUCGUACAUUCUCAGUUGUCAAAUCUGCAUUGUUUACUUUCUGCAAAAGCCCCAUAAUUUGAUUUCUCAAAUAAAGGUGAAGAAAAAUCAUUUAAAGAGAGUAAUAAUAAAGUGAUCACAAGGAAAGAGAAAUGGUGAAUGUAUUCUUUUCAUAGCAUUGCCUAAAAUAACCGAGUGUGGUUCUUUUCAAGUGGGUGGCGAGAAGUGGUUACAAAUUUUACAAAACUGGCGAAAAGUGGUAAAAAGUGGCGACGAAAUGGUUAUUUUUGCAUUAUUAAUAAAAAUCAGUUUUUUAAGUAGUCCAGCGUUAUGUUCUAGGAUUAUUGUUUUCACGUAUCUAGAGCCAAUACAUCUAAGUAACUUUGUGUCAAAUUUGACUUAUCUUGUAACAAGGAUUCAAAAGUUAUGAUUAAAUGAAUUUAAUUUUUUCCUAAACAUGGCGAUAGCCGGUUAUUCCACCCUACAAUUGACAACUCUUCAAGUUCAAAUCAAAAUAGUUACACAUAUGGUGUGAGGGUGCCACAUGUCAAAUACCGUGGCCACAAGUCCGUAAUCCUAUCAAUUUCGUCAUAACUUAUGGCCUCAUCUCAAUUUUAUAUUUAUUGUUAAAACUGUUAUUAAAAUUUAAUAGUAAAAGGACAUAUAGUUAUUAAGGAAACAAGUUUUGAAAAAUAGUACUAAAUAUUUUCGAUUGAAGAUACAAAAUUUAGUUGCUAAAAAUUUUGAGAUCGGUAGUACAUUUCUUAACAAUUUGACGUAUUUUUAAUCGUUAUCCGCAUCAGAGAAAUAUUUUACAUAAAUUGAUUAGUAUUGUACCGAAAUAUUAAAGUGAAUCGAUUUUAAAUUUUCGUUUAAUGAUAGUACAUCAUAUUCCAAAUUUUGUGAUUCUUCAAAAUUAAUUUGUGGGAAAUAAAUGAAGAUAUCUGCGAGGUGGUCCCAAGUAUAGACUGGCCAUUAUAGUAAUGCCGCUACCAUCUGAUUUCUAUUUAGAAGAACAAUAGGUAAAAUUUUGAUCGAUUGAAUUUUACUAGUAAAUUGAUAACCUGUGAAGCACUAUUACAAUCCACCUUUGUUAUCUUAUUGGAGUGACAUCUAAGAAACUUAUAAGAAUUUUAUUCUGAUUUCUUAAGGUCAUGUUUGACACAUUCUAAAAUUUUAUUGGAAUGUUUUGGCUAAAGCAUUGACCAAAUGAAAAAGUCAGUGAAAUAGUUUUGCAGAAAAUCGUUCCAGAGGUUCAAGAAAUUAUUUAAAUUUGAUUUUCAGCCAAAUUAAAGAAUUAUUCGCAAUAUAGAAACCCACUCGAAGUUUCUCGUAAAUUACAGUUCAGCUCAACCAUUCUCCCUAAAAGAAAAUGUCUUGAAGGAAUGUUCUUUAGCAUUUUUUUUUCUUGAUAUAAAAUACCAGUAAUAUGCAAAGAAAUAUUUUUCCUCAUCCCCAGUGAAAUUCGUUUGGAAUUUUCUUUCUGAGAAAGAAAUUAUAUACAAAAUUCUUCUCUCAAUUUUUCAUUUAAAUUUCUUUAUUUAUUAAAGAUUUCCUCGAAGCUUUACAAUUCAUUUCUAGCCAUUGGUGGCUGAGUAAAUAUUGGUCUAAGUGAAAUGAGAAGGUUUUCUGCGUGCUUUUCCAGUGAAAUGUUAUUUAUGUUUUGGGUGAUAGAUAGACUCUUCAGGGCAUCAAAUAAAGAUUUAUUUAGUUAGAAAAUAUUAAUAAGAAAAUUUAUUUCUUUAUUUUGAUUAUGUUGAAUUUUAAAGCAUUUUUUCUGUUCUGAAAACAUUAUAAAGCUUUUGUAAGAAGGUAAUAUUAGUUUGGUUACUUUUGAUGGUUUUAGUGAACAGAAAAGUGUCUCGGAUUAUUAAGAACUGGUGUGUUGUACGAGAUAAAUGGUAAUGUUCAAAACUAAAUGUCUGUUUAUGAUCAGGCAAUCAUCGAAUUUAAUAGAUAUUAAUCAGUUUUAUCUGGUUAUGCUAGUGAAUUUAACCUCAGGUGUAUUUUUUUUAUUUACAUUCAAGUUAAUGAAAGUGAGAGUUCUGGGAUUCAAUAUUCCAUAUUUUCGGUUCUAUUUGAAUGAUUUCGAAGAUCGUAAACUUAAAUAAAAGGUUUUGGAAAACGCCUCAAGUUUCCGGAACAUAUGAAGUUCGUUUGAUUAAUUCCAGAGGCGCUUUAGUCGCAUAGAUUUACUUUUUCAUUGAACAUAACCUCAAUUAACUCAUCUUUUAAUCAACAGACUUUAAUGGUUCUUUUUGCUAAAUUGUAAAAGUUAUGUGAGUUAUUUUGGACAUAUACCUCUUCAGGCUCAAUUCAAUUUACCUCUCCCAUUUUAUCCUACUUAAUUACGUCGAAAUAUAAUUUUACAAAUUUGAGAGAAAAAUGAAUAACGUUGGAUUCUCAUUGACGUCAGUUGAGUGAUUACUUUUUUUUAUAUAAAUCUACUUUUAUUAUGUAAUUAACACUAAAAUAAAAUUCAAAAUGAAUAUUCUGUGGCAAAACUUUUUAAGGUAAAAGUACUGGGAAAAAUAUUUUGCGGAUGAAUUUUUCAUUGGAAAAUUCAAUUGAAGUUCUUCUUUUAUUCAAAGCUUUUUUUUAUUAUACCAUUGCAUCAUCUUCACCAACUAUUAACAGUAAAAUUUUGUGUGAAUGAGUAGGAAAAAAGUAAAUUUCCGAGGUGGGAAUAAAUUAUAAUAUAUUGAAACUUUAUGCAAAUCAAAAGAGAUUAUGUAUUGUUAUCUUAACUAUUAAGGGGCGAAAGAAAAUGUUUUGAAUGAGAAAUUUUGAUUAAUAAUUUUGGUUCAAAAUGGAAAUUUUGUGUCAAUUUUUUCUUUGCACGAAAUCUACUCAAUUUGGAGCAAUUUGAAGCAGAGAGAUUUUUCCUAUGGACUACAUAUCACAGAAUAAAAUACUUUUCAGUCAAAUUUGAAGGGAAAUCUCUCCAUUAUUUCAUGGAAAAUAAAAAGAAAAACAUAUCGCAAAGACCGAUAAAAUCGCCAGAUUGACAGGAAAAAAAAAGAAAAUAAUUAUAAACAAUUUCACUAAAAAAUUUGAAUAAAGAAAUUAUUAAGGCUUAAAAUGUGCCAUUGAAAUUUCUGGUGGAAAAAAAUGGCAGAUAAAAAAAAAGUAGAAUAACAGUAAUCUCUAACAAAAACAUCCCAUUAUUUGUGCCAUAAAAUUUUAGGUACUAAUGAAAAAAACAAGGAAAAAAUAUCAAUUGUAGAUUUUUAAAUGAAAUAGACAAGAUAAAAAUGGGAUAAAGUGAAUGAUAAAAAAAAACAGAAAUUGCAAAACAUGAGAGAUUUUUUUGGUUUGGUGAGUGGAAAGGAUGUGUUGGAAGAAAAAAACUUAAUGUAAAUAUUAAAGAGGAAAAAUGUGCUAAAAUUAAUGAUAAUAUCGACUAAGGGAAGAGAAAAUAUUUAAAAAUAAAAAUAAUGUGGAAAAUCCUUUAUUGACAAUAAAAAAGGUGAAAAAUUA